UCUGCACUGCCGGACCCUGCUGUUUAUCUUUAUUUUUAUCUCUGUCCGUGCUGGGACAGAGCUGGAGACAGAGGCGCUUCCCGCUCUCUCGGGCAGCAGCUGCGUGAGCUCUGGAUGCCAGGAGGAGCAGAGUUAACACCCUCUCUGGAAGGACCGGGACUCCCUGAUGCAGGAGGAGAAAUCCCAUCAGACAGGAGGCAACUUGGUGCUGAGCAGGCAGGAGCAGCAGCUCAGCACAAAGCUGGUAAACCUCAAGAAGAAGGAAGUGGAAAGAGCCAUAACUACAGGACAGUUUCCUCCAAGCAUGCAUUUCUUCCGGGCAAAAAGCCUCAUUGAUCAGAGCGCGGUGUUCAGCAUCUUAAAGCGCAUGCCAAAAGGUGCUGUGCUCCACCUGCAUGACUUUGCCAUGCUGAGUGUAGGCUGGCUAGUAUACAAUGCCUCCUACUUGCCCGACUGCUACAUCUGCUUCACCCACACGGGCUCCGUCCGCUUCCGCUUCUCCCGCCCGCGCCCUUCCCACCUGCCAGCCCAGUGCUCUCAGUGGGAGCUGCUGGAGACCUACCGGGGACGGCUGAGCGACGUGGCCGAGUUUGACAGAGGCUUGCUGAGAAACCUGACCCUGGUGACAGAUGCCCCUGAGCUGGCCUACCCCUCUCAGACUUUCAUUUGGAAAAGAUUUGAAGAAAUCUUUCUCACUGCCUCUGGACUUAUCUGCUAUGCACCUGUGUUCAAGGCCUAUUUCUACCAGGGGCUGCUGGAGCUCUAUGAAGAUAACAUACAGUAUGUUGAGAUAAGAGCUAUCCUGCCUGCGGUGUAUGAACUGGAUGGCACCCAGCACAAUAAAUCAUGGUCUGUGGCAACCUACCGGGAAGUGACCAGGCAGUUCGUGAAGGAGCACCCAGACUUUGUUGGAGCCAAAAUUAUAUUUGCAGCACACAGGAUGCUGAAUGUUUCCCAGAUUAAAGAAGCCAUCCUCACUGCCAUGGCACUCAGAGCUCGCUUCCCAGACACCCUGGCAGGCUUUGACCUGGUUGGUGAUGAGGAUGAAGGUCAUUCUUUAUGGGACCUGAAGGAUGCUCUGACCAUCCCAUAUUCCAUGGGGGUCAACUUGCCAUACUUCUUCCAUGCUGGGGAGACUGACUGGCAGGGCACCUCUGUAGACAAUAAUGUGCUGGAUGCAUUGCUACUGAAUACCAGCAGGAUUGGCCAUGGACUUGCUCUCACUAAACACCCAGUAGCCAAAAGUUUGUCUCUGAAGAUGGAUAUUCCUGUGGAAGUCUGCCCCAUCUCCAACCAGGUCCUGCUGCUGGUAGCUGACCUGAGGAGUCACCCUGCAGCUGACCUCAUGGCUGAGGGGCACCCCAUUGUGAUCAGCCCCGAUGACCCCCCCAUUUUUGGGGCAAAAGGAGUCUCCUAUGACUUCUAUGAGGUAUUCAUAGCCAUUGGAGGGAUGAAUGCUGACCUGAGGACCCUAAAACAACUUGCACUCAACUCCAUAAAAUACAGUGCCAUGCUACCGGAUGAGAAAGCCAAGGCCAAAGAGAUCUCAAAAAAAUGGGACCAAUUUGUGGCUGACCUCUCUGAUAGCUUUCUGAGGGAGCUGUAGAGACGACAAGGCUCAUCUCAGAAGACAUUUGGCAAGCUGGGGCAAGCCAGAGUGAUUGCUAAGAGGGAGGCUGCUUCUUCCAUGUGACCUGAGCAGAUGAAUGGAUGUCAAAGUCUCACCUGGCAGUGGGUGAUUCUGCUAAGCCAGGCUUAAUGGGCUUAAAGCUAAGAAAGAACUGCACUAUCUUGUGAAACUCAUGGACUGUAGGUAAAAGGGAGCAGUGAUCCUUUAGAGCAACCACAAGAAAGCACCCUGCUCAAAAGAGUCAAAACGAUUAAAAACUGCCAAUGACCAAAUCCUGACA
Catharus ustulatus (Swainson's thrush) is the source of this 1910-nucleotide messenger RNA. Its product is annotated as adenosine deaminase 2-like. Gene Ontology annotation, molecular function: adenosine deaminase activity. The record is from RefSeq and is a predicted model, not a curated record. NCBI's taxonomy places the organism in Eukaryota, Metazoa, Chordata, Aves, Passeriformes, Turdidae. Gene Ontology annotation, biological process: adenosine catabolic process; inosine biosynthetic process.